AUGACUCAAUCCGCGAAUACCGUUCCCACCAUUGAACUUACUGCUCUUGAAUCGACAUUAAAAUCACUCUUACUUGAUGUCGCAGAAUACAUACACGAGAAGAAUAUUGCAGAAGGCCGCCGCGAUACAGAGCCUACGGUUCUGCGAUUUACCGGAGGAUGGGUGCGGGACAAGCUCUUAGGGGUGGGUAGCAACGAUGUGGACGUCGGUAUCAACAACAUGACAGGGUAUCAGUUUGGUUUGCUCCUCAAGGAGUAUAUGGAUAGACCGGAAAACUUGGAGAAGUACCGACAGAAACAGCCCAAUGGAGAGCUGAAACAUGCAAUUGCUAGCCUACAUAAAAUCGAGGCGAACCCAGAGAAGUCCAAACACCUGGAGACAGUGACAACAAGGAUAUUCGGCUUGGAUAUUGAUCUCGUGAACUUACGAAAGGAGACCUACUCGGAAGACAGCCGAAACCCGCAGAUGGAAUUUGGCACAGCCCAGGAGGACGCGAUGCGCCGCGAUGCGACGAUCAAUGCGCUUUUUUAUAAUCUGAACGAGUCCAAGGUUGAGGAUUUGACUGAAAGAGGUCUGGAGGAUAUGCAGAAGAGGAUCAUUCGUACCCCGAUGGAACCCUAUCAAACCUUUCAGGACGACCCAUUGCGUGUGCUGCGCUUGAUUCGCUUUGCUAGCCGACUGGGUUACAAUAUCGAAGAGGAGACUCAGGAGGCUAUGCGAAAUGAACUUAUCGGGGAGGCUCUCAAGCUGAAGAUCAGCAGAGAACGGGUGGGCAAGGAGCUAGAAAAGAUGCUGCAAGGUCCUGAUCCCCGCGGUGCACUGCAAUUCAUUGACCACCUUGGACUAUACCCGACUAUUUUUGCCAACCACCAGGAUGAUGCGCAAGCAGAUACCUCGUCAUGGGCACUUGCAUACAAUGCGCUGGGGAGAAUUUUGAAACCUCAUGAUGAUGACCCCAUGAUUAUCAAGAAUGUUCGCGAUUUCCUCAUACGCGACAAACUUGAAUCCUACUACGCGUGGAUGAUUGCGGCAUUUGCUCCAUGGUCAAGUGUGCCAACCCGCGUUGCGAGGGGACCCAAAGCCAAACCUCUCCCGGCCCGGACCGCGGAAGUAGCUCGAGACAGUUUGAGAGCCGAUAACAAGACAAUCGCCGUCAUUGGCGAUGCGGCCCAUAAUUGGCAGGCCAUUACCGACAUCAAGAAUGCUGUCCUCGAGGGACGCAUGGAUGGAACUGCAGCAGAGGUGCGGCAGCAGGUCGGACUGCACAUCCGCUCAUGGAAGAAGGACUGGAGACUCUGUAUACUUCUUUCCAUUCUUCAAGGAAUUAUGCGAGGCGGCGAGUUUACCAGCGUUCUGGAAUCGUACGACCGCUUCCUCUCCUACAUCAAAGAGCAAGACCUACAGGAUGUGUUUGAACUGAAGCCACUCGCCAACGGCGGAGAGAUUGUAAAGGCUCUUGGUUGCAAGACUGGGCCCUGGAUGUCGAAAGCCUUGGAUAUGUCGAUCAAAUGGCAGCUGUUGCACCCGGAGGUUACCGACAAGGAACAGGUGCUAGAAGAGCUGUCCCGUAGAAAAGAAGAGCUAGGCAUCUCUACAUAG
Molecule: messenger RNA, 1599 nt
Organism: Aspergillus tubingensis
Lineage: Eukaryota; Fungi; Ascomycota; Eurotiomycetes; Eurotiales; Aspergillaceae
Product: tRNA adenylyltransferase
Exons: 3
Coding region: 1-1599 (532 amino acids)
Biological process (GO): tRNA 3'-terminal CCA addition
Molecular function (GO): ATP:3'-cytidine-cytidine-tRNA adenylyltransferase activity; RNA binding
Source: RefSeq, a predicted model, not a curated record